Messenger RNA from Oppiella nova, 1627 nucleotides. Lineage: Eukaryota; Metazoa; Arthropoda; Arachnida; Sarcoptiformes; Oppiidae. The record is from the annotation of a GenBank genome assembly.
AUGGAAGCGAUGGAAGCAAUGGAAGCAGUGAUGCACCGUUAUAAUCGACUUAUUCGACCGGUUUAUAACAACAGUGAUAAACUGACGGUUAAGAUGGGAUUAAAAUUAUCACAACUCAUAGAUGUGAAUCUUAAAAAUCAAAUAAUGACAACAAACGUAUGGGUUAAUCAGGAAUGGAUGGACCAUAAGUUGAAAUGGGAUCCCGAGGAAUAUGGCGGUGUAUCGCAACUGUAUGUACCGGCAGAGGAGAUCUGGUUACCAGAUAUUAAAUUCUUGAAAUGGGAUCCCGAGGAAUAUGGCGGUGUAUCGCAACUGUAUGUACCGGCAGAGGAGAUCUGGUUACCAGAUAUUGUUCUCUACAAUAAUGCUGAUGGCAAUUAUGAGGUGACAAUAAUGACAAAAGCAAUAAUUCACGACAACGGGAAAGUAGUUUGGAAUCCACCGGCAAUUUAUAAAAGUUCAUGUAAUAUAGAUAUAAAUUACUUCCCAUUUGAUCAGCAGGAAUGCUUUAUGAAAUUCGGGAGCUGGACGUGGAUCUAAAACAUAUGAAUACAAUUGAUACGAUAGACUCAGAUGCAGAGAGUGUAGUUGAUUAUGGGAUGGAUUUAUCGGAAUUCUAUAUCAAUGUCGAGUGGGAUAUCAUGACAGUGCCGGCCAUGAAGAGGAUUAAGUAUUAUAGCUGUUGUCCCGAACCCUAUAUUGACGUCACUUUCAAUAUUACUCUCCGAAGAAAGACAUUGUUUUAUACGGUAAAUCUCAUCAUUCCUUGUGUCGGCAUAUCAUGUCUUUCAGUACUCGUCUUUUAUUUGCCCUCAGAUUCCGGAGAAAAGGUGACUCUAUCGGUGUCUAUCAUGCUUUCCCUCACUUUCUUCUUCCUCGUCUUACUCGAAACUAUUCCCUCGACUUCGUUAACAAUGCCUUUAUUAGGCAAAUACUUAGUGUUCACAAUGGUUUUGGUCACCUGUUCAGAGUGGUCGUAACAAUACUUGUGCUAAAUAUACAUUUCCGAUCUCCGUCUACACAUCGGAUGGCGCCGUGGGUUCGCAAAGUUUUUAUUAGAAUUCUUCCAAAACUCCUACUCAUGAGGCCUCCACAAUACAAACUUGAAAAUAAUGAUGAUAUUAAACCAAACAAUGGAAAGGCAGCUACAGAUUUGGCUAAUCUGUUAGACCCAUCUAACUGUGCUAACUGUGCGCCAAUUAAGUCUGACCCCUAUAUGAUCAAAGAUUUCAAAUGUGCAAAAAUGCGGGCAUUAGUUCCCCAGCAAACAAAUAUAUUCCCGACCUCUGGUUCCGGAGAAGAGCUCAUUAUACAGGACUUGGACGCUAGUCCUGUCCUACCAUUUUUUGAACCACUCACUAGUUAUUAUCCAAAAGAAGUCGAUCAAGUCAUACAUAAUGCCAUGUUUAUUGCUCUUAAUACAGACAAUGCCGAUGAAUUUAAAAGUAUUCAAGAAGACUGGAAAUACGUUGCAAUGGUUUUGGACAGGUUAUUUCUAUGGAUAUUUACAGCUGCUUGUGUGAUUGGGUCAGUCACAAUUCUGCUGUUGGCCCCUGCAAUAUAUGAUACGAGCAUUCCUAUCGACACAUUCUAUUCAAAAAUAGCCAAAAAUCAGUUUGAUUUUGAG